AUGACGUCCGAAAAAAUAAAUUUAAUCGGUAUUCCAAUCGGUAAACUCAAUACUCGCAAACUUCCGACUGUAAAAGAAGUUUUGUCAUUAUUUUUUUACUAUCAUACAGUUUUGUGUCUGAAAAUUAAUGAAAGUGCAAGAAAAACGGCGCUUAUGGUUCGUGAAUGUUGGGAAAAGCAACAAAUUUCAACUACUGGUUUCCAGAACACUGUAAAUAAAAUCCUUGGUACUUAUAAAAAAUGGCAAUUACUACAGUGCAAUCGUAAGAGAACGAAAUCACAAGCUCAAAAUAAGAAAGAAAUGAUGUUUGAAGAAAAACUGAGAAAAUUAUUUAAUAUCGCUGGAAAAACCGGUUUGAAACGUUUGAAUGGAGAAAAGAUUCAGAUUUCUGGGUAUGAAAUGUCCGAAAAUCCGCAAGAAUUUCCUGAUAAUAAUACUUUACAACAAAUUUCUGAAGAGCACGGUGAAAUGAUGGAACUAGAUAAAGAACAAUUCAAACUGUCAGCUCGCGAAUUAAAUGGCCUUCGUCAGAUAUGUAUUUUUAUCGUCUCAAUUUAUAUAAAAGCCUGGUUCACUUCACCUUCAUCAGCUCCAAAUAAUGAUUUGAAUUUGAUGCAGCAAUUAAUACUCUACCGUAAAAUUAACUCGUCUGUUUCACAGGGAGCGAUUAAAAAAAUGGAAAAGCACUUAUGGUAUUUAAGCGACAAAUUAGCAGUUAUGUCAUUAUUUGAUGAUUCGGUACCAAUAAAUGUGAAAAAAAAAAAUGAUUGA
This is a messenger RNA of Psylliodes chrysocephalus, 771 nucleotides long. NCBI's taxonomy places the organism in Eukaryota, Metazoa, Arthropoda, Insecta, Coleoptera, Chrysomelidae. The record is from the annotation of a GenBank genome assembly.